Cajanus cajan (pigeon pea) is the source of this 2034-nucleotide messenger RNA. Its product is annotated as protein CORTICAL MICROTUBULE DISORDERING 4. NCBI's taxonomy places the organism in Eukaryota, Viridiplantae, Streptophyta, Magnoliopsida, Fabales, Fabaceae. The record is from RefSeq and is a predicted model, not a curated record.
AUUUCGAAAAGCAUUGUCCCUACCCCCUACCCUCCUUACUUACUUACCGUUUCCAACGGCCACUUGUUUGGCUCACUCAGUGACUCACUCAUUAGUCCAAGAACACACUCCAAUCCCUUUCUCUUUUCUUGAUCCCUAAACUAAGAUAUGGCAGCACUCGCUCCGGGAAUCCUUAUGAAGCUCCUCAACGCUCUCAACACCGGCGUCAAGCCCACCAGCGAGCACCGCAGCUCCCUCCUCCAGGUCACCGACAUCGUCCCCGCCGACCUCGACGAGAAGAAUUUGAUCCCCAAGCAAGGCUUCUUCAUCAAGGUCUCCGAUUCCUCCCACUCCAUCUACGCCUCUCUCCCCUCCGACCAAGACGACGUCGUUCUCAGCAACAAGAUGCAGCUCGGCCAGUUCAUCUACGUCGACCGCCUCGACCCCGGCUCUCCGCUCCCCGUCCUCCGCGGCGCCAAGCCCCUCCCCGGGAGGCACCCCCUCGUCGGCACGCCCGAGCCCUUAAUGGGCCUCAGGCCCAAUUCCGCUCCCCGCAGAGGCUCUUGGGGCACCAAUGAUGGCCUUUCGUCUCCCAUGGUUUUCAAGCCGCUUAAUUUGGACUUUGACCAGUGUACCCCUGUGAAAGCGAAGAACGGAGGGUUUCAAUCGCCGUUGCUCCGAGGGAAGGUUGUUGGGACUCCGUUUUCUGGUGUCAGGUGUUCUGUUGGUGGUGCCAGAAUGACUGAUGCUAAAGGAGAGAGCCCUGCGUUGCUUCGGAAAAGCUGUGUGGUGACCAAUAGUUCUAAUGGCAAGUUUUCUCGGAGCAGGAGUGUUUCUGAACGGGAACAUAGAGUCCCUUCUACUCCCUUCAAGUCAGCUGAAAAGAAGAAUGUCACUCCACCACCGCGGUUGAGAAAUGCAAGAGUGGUAGCCUCUUCUGGGGAUGCAAAUGGUCACAAUCAAAACAUGGACAUGAAUGCCACUUCUCAACCUCAAUCUCAGUCUACUAAUAAUUCAGCUUUUGAUAAUUGCAACAAUCUUAGCCUCCCCGUGAAUUUACCAGGAAAGCUGAGCUCGCUGGGGAAGGAAGCCGUGCAGCAAAGAGAAGUGGCUCAGAAAAUUGCCCUUCAAGCUUUAAGAGAUGCUUCAGCUACUGAGACAGUCGUUCGGUCCCUCAAGAUGUUCUCAAAUUUAUGCAAGUCAGCUCGACCUGAUGCUCCUGCGACUUGUUUUGAACGGUUUUUGGAAUUCCAUAACGACAUUGUGCAAGCAGUUAAUGAAAUGGUGUCCAUUCAAGGUGCUACUUCAGCUUCAGAAUUGGCUCAGAAAUCAGAUAAACAAGAACCACAGGUUUUGCAUGAGGCUAUGGACAAUUGCAUGGACCAAUCUGGGAACACUGAAUCAAACUUGUCCAAAAGAAGGGGUGCUUUAUACAAGUCAAUGGCUUCCAUUCCUGAAAAGCAUGAACACAAAGCAAACAUGGGGAGGCUGCUAAGAUCCAGUGCAAACCAAAAGGAGAUUUUUGAGAAGAAAGGUUCUACCCCGCUUACAAAAAUGCCUCUAGAACCUAUUGUUGAAAAUGAUGAGAAUAAGAAACCAGGAGGAUCGUGCAGCUUAAGCAAUACAAUCAAACUGGGAAGGCAGGUUGAAACAGAAGCUGGGAAUUGGUUUAUGGAAUUCAUUGAGAAGGCCUUGGAAACUGGUUUGAAGAAAACAAAGGAUGCAUCAGAUGGGGAUGUGAGGAAAGUUCCUCAGUCUCUCUUACUGAAAGUUAUGAAUUGGGUGGAGGUAGAACAGUGCCGUAGUAACAAACGGCCUAGUCAUCCUAAAGCAGCACAAAUUGCUCGAAAGUUGAGAAUAAAGGUGAAAAAUCCUUGAUAAUUUGUUCAAAUGGUGAAAAAUAAAUGGUUCAAGAAUCGAGAUGCGUGCACUGUGUUUGGAAUAGCCGUUGUCAGAAAUCAAUUAUAUUGUUACUGGCCCACUUAAUUCGAUGAUUGUUUGUAAUAUUCUUUAUUAUUUUUAUUAUUAUAUACAUAUAUAGAUAUUGCUUGGUUA